CGCACAGCCCCGGCGCGCCCCUGACGGCGGUUGAAAGAUGGCGACUGUCACCGAGCUGAAGGCCGUUUUAAAGGACACCUUGGAAAAAAGAGGCGUGUUAGGGCAUUUAAGAGCGAGGAUUCGAGCUGAGGUUUUCAACGCCCUCGAUGAUGAAAGCGAACCUCCGCCACCGCUGUCUCAUGAGAACCUUCUGAUUAAUGAAUUAAUUCGGGAGUAUUUGGAAUUCAAUAAAUAUAAGUAUACAGCAUCUGUGCUCAUGGCAGAAUCUGGUCAACCUGUAGUUCCUUUGGACAGACAAUUUCUUAUCCGUGAACUGAAUGCGUUUGAAGAAUCAAAGGAUGAUUCAAUACCUCUUUUAUACAGGAUUUUAGCUCAUUUGUUGCAUGGAACUAAGGAGGACGUCCCAAAUACAUUUCUAAAAGGGUCUUCACUUCAGCCUUCAGACCCAGAGCUUGGCAGACAACCCAGUGGAAGGAAGAAAAUGGACGGCCUCGGAAGAAAGGGGAAGGGGACAAGCGCUGGCAUCGAAGAGCCUCCUGUCUCUCCAGCCGUGAAGCGAUGACGUUUCCAUUGGGGCAUCUUUUAUCUUAAAAUUACCGUUUUGGCUCUUCUCCUGGAAGAUUUAAUUAAAACGUAGAGAGGGAAAUAAUUCUUUUAAUUUUACUGUAAGUAAAACAAAGAGUUUAUUGUAUCGUGAAGAAUGUGGGAUAAGCAUGAAGAGACAGGCUUUAGGCGAGAUACCAGAAAGCACCUUUUCAAAGAUGGCAUUGUCUAAGCCUCACGUGGCCGCCCGUCGGACACUUACAGCACGAGCUGCACAGGGCCCACCCCUGCUUAUUUGGGCUCCGAAAGUCUUAUUAAACAUCCAUUUUUAUUCUUCGGAUAGAACAAUAUUAAGUGCUCUCUCUCAAAUGCUGCUUUGAUAUUUAUUAAGACAUUUUUAUAAUGUGGAGUCUACAGGCUGAUGUCACUGAAGACCACUGACUGUCACGGCAGACGGCGCCCGAUGGCCGGAAGUCACAGGGUAGACUGAGAACAAAGCUUGGGCCCCCCGAGCACCGACAGCAUUCAGCCUAAACGUUUCCACGGGCACGUGGGCAGGGCUGUAGUGGUAAAAGGAGCAUUCUCGUCAGGGUGUUGCCUUUGGAAAUGAUUGAAACUCCUGACUGUAUGUUUGUGCUAGUCAGUGUUCAGUCUUUAAAGAUUAACCAAGGAUUUUUAUCUGAAUGCAGAACAUUAUUAAAUAAGUCCCCUUAAACCAUACUUUACAAGUCAGAGGAUUUUGAGAGGCCCUGUUGAGGGGCGUAAAUGACAUGGUAGCCGUAGAAGCAUUAUAAGGGCUCAUUUCCAUCUUUUAGUGAAGUCUGCAGUAGCUGACUACACUUCUGAAUUUCACUGUAUUGCACGUGGGAACCUGAAGAUCUGAAUUCUCAGAGAUCUCAGCUUGCGUCCAAGGAUGUCGGCAGUGGGCACUGUGUUUACCUCAGGAACUGCAAUCCUGCAGGACUUGAUUAAGAAAAGCUGCUGGAGUUUGUCAUUUUGGACACUGACAUAAAAUCCUCAAAAUAGGAGCUAAACAGAAUUGUCCCCUGUAGUCCAUAGUGCUUUUGCAUGCGUUAUGCUGUACCUUGUUCGUACCCGGGCAACUUUUAUACCUUCAAUGUAUCAUUUAAUAAAAAAGCAUUUAGGCAACUCA
Equus quagga is the source of this 1696-nucleotide messenger RNA. RefSeq names its product centrosomal protein 20 (gene CEP20). The transcript is spliced from 6 exons. Gene Ontology annotation, cellular component: centrosome; motile cilium; ciliary basal body. NCBI's taxonomy places the organism in Eukaryota, Metazoa, Chordata, Mammalia, Perissodactyla, Equidae. Gene Ontology annotation, biological process: cilium assembly; microtubule anchoring. The coding region runs from base 38 to 562 and encodes 174 amino acids. Gene Ontology annotation, molecular function: protein binding. The record is from RefSeq and is a predicted model, not a curated record.